AUGACUCGGGUGACGAGGAGCCUGCCUCGCAGUCAGACAAGAGCGAGCUGCACGGCCCCCUGAAGAGCCUCUCGAGUAAGCUGGAGGACCUGAGCACCUGCAAUGAGCUGAUUGCCAAGCACGGGGCAGCCCUGCAGCGCUCCCUCAGCGAGCUGGAGAGCCUCAAGCUGCCUGCCGAGAGCGGCGAGAAGAUCAAGGCGGUGAACGAGCGAGCGACUCUCUUCCGCAUCACCUCCAAUGCUAUGAUCAACGCCUGCCGAGAUUUCCUGGACUUAGCCGAGAGCCACAGCCGGAAAUGGCAGCGGCUGCUGCAGCAUGAGCGGGAGCAGCGGAUCCGCCUGGAGGAGACCAUCGAGCAGUUAGCCAAGCAGCACAACAGCUUGGAGCGCGCCUGCCGUGGGGCCCCCGGCCUGGCCUCCGCCGCCACCAGCAGCGCCAGCACCACCAAGGGGAGUGUGCAGUCUGCUAAAGGAGAGGCCAGUGAUGAAGAUGAAGAGACGGAGUACUUCGAUGCCAUGGAGGAUGCACCAGCUUUUAUCACUGUAACCGCAGACCCCAAGCACCACAGGCGUUCAGGCAGUAACCUGAGUGGAGCCAGCGAGGGCCACCCCGAGGACUGGAACCUGGAGGACAGUGUCUUUGAGAGCUCCAAUCAAAGCAGCUACAAUGAGUCUACAUGCAAAGAUCUCCUGCCGAAGAAGAGGAGACGAACUCGCAUCCCUGACAAACCCAACUACAGCCUUAACCUCUGGAGCAUCAUGAAGAACUGCAUUGGCAAGGAGCUCUCCAAGAUCCCCAUGCCUGUGAACUUCAAUGAGCCUCUCUCCAUGCUGCAGCGGCUCACGGAGGACCUGGAGUACCACGAGCUGCUGGACAAGGCGGUCAAGUGCGAGAGCUCCACGGAGCAAAUGUGCUUUGUUGCCGCCUUUUCCGUGUCUUCCUACUCCACCACUGUCCAUCGCACAGCAAAGCCAUUCAACCCUCUGCUGGGGGAGACUUACGAGCUGGACCGGCUGGAGGAGUUCGGGUUCCGCUCCCUCUGUGAGCAGGUGAGCCACCACCCCCCAGCAGCCGCACACCACGUGUACUCCCGGCGAGGGUGGACGUUGUGGCAGGAGAUCACCAUCGCCAGCAAGUUCAGGGGCAAAUACCUCUCCAUCAUGCCACUGGGAGCCAUCCACCUCGAGUUCCACUCCAGUGGGAAUCACUAUGUCUGGAGGAAAGUCACCUCCACUGUGCACAACAUCAUUGUGGGCAAGCUCUGGAUCGACCAGUCUGGUGAAAUAGAGAUUGUUAACCAUAAGUCCAAAGAUAAAUGCCAGCUGAAAUUUACCCCCUACAGCUACUUCUCCAGGGAUGUCCCCCGAAAGGUGACAGGGGUGGUGAGUGACGCUGAUGGCAAGGCACACUAUGUCAUGUCUGGGACGUGGGAUGAGAAGAUGGAAUGUUCCAAGAUUGUGCACAGCAGCCAUGGCAGCACCAGCACGGAGGGCAAGCAGAAAACUGUCUACCAGACACUGUCCCCAAAGGUCCUGUGGAGGAAAUACCCUCUCCCGGAGAACGCGGAGAACAUGUACUUCUUCUCUGAGCUGGCGCUGACGCUGAACGAGCCCGAGGAGCGCGUGGCGCCCACGGACAGUCGCCUGCGCCCUGACCAGCGCCUGAUGGAGAGCGGCCGCUGGGACGAGGCCAACGUGGAGAAGCAGAGGCUGGAGGAGAAGCAGCGAGCCGUGCGCCGGCGCCGCGAGGCUGAGGCCGUGGAGGCCCUCGAGGAAGGGAAGGACUACGAGGGGUACAUCCCGCUGUGGUUCGAGCGCAAGGUGGACGCUGUGACGGGGGAGCUGAUCUGUGUCUACAAGGGUGGCUACUGGGAGGCCAAGGACAAGCAGGACUGGAGUGUGUGCCCUGACAUCUUCUGA
Molecule: messenger RNA, 1919 nt
Organism: Acanthisitta chloris (rifleman)
Lineage: Eukaryota; Metazoa; Chordata; Aves; Passeriformes; Acanthisittidae
Gene: OSBP2
Product: oxysterol binding protein 2
Exons: 12
Cellular component (GO): cytosol; intracellular membrane-bounded organelle; membrane
Molecular function (GO): cholesterol binding
Source: RefSeq, a predicted model, not a curated record